Erigeron canadensis is the source of this 1764-nucleotide messenger RNA. RefSeq names its product probable receptor-like protein kinase At2g39360. Gene Ontology annotation, biological process: protein autophosphorylation. The record is from RefSeq and is a predicted model, not a curated record. The transcript has 5 exons. Gene Ontology annotation, molecular function: transmembrane receptor protein tyrosine kinase activity; ATP binding. Lineage: Eukaryota; Viridiplantae; Streptophyta; Magnoliopsida; Asterales; Asteraceae. Gene Ontology annotation, cellular component: plasmodesma; plasma membrane. The coding region runs from base 1 to 1764 and encodes 587 amino acids.
AUGGUAGCCAUUGAACGCUUAGAUCGUAAACAUGGACACGGGGAUGCAGAGUUUUGGAAGGAAAUCACAAUGCUUUCUGAGUUACAACAUAAAAAUUUGGCCACUCUCUUACGUUUUUGCAGUGAAGAUAAAGAGAGAAUCCUUGCAUACAAGCAUGCAUCUCAUGGGAGUCUUGAUCGCCAUCUAGGUGACCCCAAGCUCACUUGGACCCAAUGCCUCGAGAUAUGUAUUGGGGCUGCAAGUGGAAUUGCCUAUCUUCAUGAUCCAAGGGAGAUGCAACACACGGUUCUUCAUCGAGAUGUCAAAAGCUCAAAUAUCCUUUUGGAUGAUAAUUGGAUCGCAAUAGUUUCUGAUUUUGGUCUAUCAAAAAGUGGUUCCGAGAACCAACCACAUUCAUUAUGCUGUGUAUAUGAUAAGAAUGAUCAGCGCAAAGUUUUGGUGUAUCAGUGGAGAAAAUGUUACGUUGAAAAUAGACUAGGCGAUAUUAUUUUUCCUGAUCUAAAGGAACAAAUUGGCCAGGAGUCUUUGUUGACAUUUUCAGCCAUCGCAUAUCAAUGUUUAGAUAGAGAUCUCAAAAAGAGACCAAAAAUGGUAGAGAUCAUGAAAGAACUUGAGACUGCACUUCAUCAACAAGAUACUUCUCAACAUCAAGCCAUUGUAGCCAAGACACCGAUUUCCUACAAAUUCAUGGAUGAGUUUCAUCACCUCACAAUCCCUUUAGAAGAGGUAAAGCGUGCCGCCGACAACUUUUCUGAGGAGUUUGCUAUCGGGUUUAGUGGGUUUGGACAAGUAUACACAGGACUCAAUCUAUCUGCAGUGGGAAACAGAGAAGUCGCUAUUAAGAGAUUAGAUCCUAGAUAUGGGCAAGGGGAAGCUGAGUUUUGGAAAGAGGUCAUAAUGCUUUCCAGAUACAAACAUGAAAAUCUCAUUUCUCUUCUAAAAGUUUGCAACGAACAUGGUGAGUCGAUCUUAGUAUUUGAGUAUGCAUCUCUUAGGAGCCUUGAUUACCAUCUAGAUAGCUCUGAUCUCACAUGGAUCCAACGCAUGAAGCUAUGUGUUGGGGUAGCUCGUGCAGUGGACUACCUUCAUGGUCCUUCAGAGACAAAAGUAGGAGUUGUACACCAAGACAUUAAAAGCUCAAGUAUACUUUUGAAUGAUAAAUGGAUUGUUAAACUUUCUGGCUUUGGAAUGUCAAAAGUUGUCACGGGUAACGAACUACAAGUUCAUCCCAUCUCUGAUGAUAUUGUUGGUACUCCUGGGUAUCGUGAUCCUGCAUAUAUUGAGACCGGCAUCCUAUCAAAAGAGUCUGAUGUGUACUCUCUUGGAGUGGUGUUGUUUGAAGUGCUAUGUGGAAGAAGUUGCUGGGAAUAUGUUAAUGGGCAAAUGAAAAUCUUAGUGCCUACAUGGAGAAAAAGCUAUGAUGAGCAGAGAUUUGAUGAUAUUAUAUUUCCUGAUCUAAAGGGACAAAUGUACUCGGGUUCUUUGGAUACAUUUUCAUCCAUUGCUUAUCAAUGCGUGAGGAAAGAUCCUCAAGCGCGACCAACCAUAGCCAAGGUCAUGAAAGAACUCGAGAUAGCACUUCAACAACAAGAGCAUUUUGAAGAUAUGAUGAGUAUAGAGAAGCUUGUGGUAUCUAAAUCUCCAAUAUCAAGCACAUCCAAUAACCAACCUCUCAUGCAAUUUCCUGAAGGAGCUCUUGUUGGAGAUGGCAAUACGGUAUUACAGUACUUUGUAUUUCACUUGACAGUGGCUUUCGAAGCAUAA